This is a messenger RNA of Phycomyces blakesleeanus NRRL 1555(-), 528 nucleotides long. RefSeq lists its product as hypothetical. The transcript has 5 exons. NCBI's taxonomy places the organism in Eukaryota, Fungi, Mucoromycota, Mucoromycetes, Mucorales, Phycomycetaceae. The record is from RefSeq and is a predicted model, not a curated record. The coding region runs from base 1 to 528 and encodes 175 amino acids.
AUGGCACCAUACUCAGGAAAGAGUGAAUAUGAAAGGGAAAAAGAUAAAGAAAGUCUAACUUUCUUAGCUACCAAUGGGCCAUGUACAUCUUUAAUAGUAGUAAUUGGCUUGGCUUCAAAGAAACCUGCUAUAUACAUGCUAGAUAGACUGAAUGGUGUGAAUCUAUUUUUUUACGAACAUGAGAUAUGUCCUGGGUUGGUUGCCGAUAUUCAUUUCUACAGGAAUGGAUCGGAAAGGCUGUUGGAGAAAUUAAGAACCACCGAGAAUUUGGGUACUGUUAUAGCAUUGGUGAAUUGUUACCGAAGGCAGUUAUACAAAAGGCAAGAUGUAUUUAUGCCAGCAAAAGUUACAGUUAAAAUUUCCAAAACAAUGUUGGCGACCUAUUCUGCAACAACAUCUUCCCAAGCAACGUUCUUGGAAUGUGCGGAAUACACCGAGGACAAUAAAGACAUCCAAGACAGUUGCUCCCUCACUAGGGAUUUAGCCGUAACGGUUAAUGCAAGCGUGUACAAGGUUGCCUUGUCAUAA